CUUCUACAUAUCUAAAUGUUUGUAUCUGUGUUCUACAGGACCCCCACAUUGACUACAUGGGGCACCGUAGGCGCUGUGGGAUUGGUAUGGGCCACAGAUUGGAGAUUGAUCCUUGACUAUGUUCCCUACAUUAAUGGCAAGUUUAAGAAAGAUGAGUAAACUGCUGUUCUUCCCUCUAAUGGAACCAUGGGCUGGACUGGGUGUAUUGGAUCCAUUCUUCCUCCUGGAGACCCUAGUCUGAUGUGAAUUUGAAAUGCUCAUUGUGGACUUCAGAAGAGGCCGUGAUGUUACUUAAUCUCUACUGAACAGUUAUGAACAGUCACAUUUGAUUUAACAUGCUGGCUGCACAAAUAUGUGAAUAUGCUUCUGGGUUACUUUCACAGAAGGUCUCAUUCUGAUGAGCUGAAUUCAUAAAACAGAUGUACAAAAUAAAUUCUAAACUGAA
This is a messenger RNA of Pelodiscus sinensis (Chinese soft-shelled turtle), 445 nucleotides long. Lineage: Eukaryota; Metazoa; Chordata; Testudines; Trionychidae. The record is from RefSeq and is a predicted model, not a curated record.